CGGCGUUUUUGAUUUGACAUAUUUAUGUGUAAAAUAUAGUUUAGUUGUUUUUUGUUAAAAUUUUGUAAAAUAUUCAUGGUUUUAUCUAUAAAUUACUUUAUUACUUAUAUUAUAGAAACGAAGCAAUUAAUCUUCACAUAAGCUGCAAUGGAGUCUUUAGUGGAAGUCAACACGGCUCAAUUAGUAUUAGGAUAUCUAAAGGUCCAAAAAUGCAAAACAGCAUACAAAGAGUUCCUGAAAACAUCAUCAGCUUUAAGAAACUUACAGGAGAAAACAGGAGGAAGAAGAUAUAUUCCUACCAGAUUUCUGGGACUAACCCUGCAGGAAAUGGUAACUGAACAUUCUGAAAUAUCUCAACUAAUUCAAGGAAGAUUGGAAAACACCAACUAUUACAAUGAACAUAGAUCAAAAUCGCUCAAACUUUCGGAACAACUCCUGUACCUAUUGACCACCAAAGUUCCUUCGAGUAGGGCUUCAACACCUAGCAUCAGCUACUAUGGUUCCCAAAUAGAUUAUAUGAGUCCGGCCCACAUUGAUGUAGAAACUACUCCAGUGGAUACUCUCCCUGGAAAUAGCGAUCAUGAUCAUACUUUUGUAGAAUCACCUAGAAGGAAAAAAGUUCUAAAUGGAAGAAGUAGAAGUUCCUCAGAAGAUUCACCAAAUGGCAAAAGAGGUGUUGAUAUAAUUGAUACGGCAACGCUGGCACAAAAUCUAAUGGACAAUACUGUGUUCCAAGAGAAAAUAGCACAGACAAUUAAUAAAGUAGUGGAAAAACAAAAGAAAACAACUGAAGCUGAUGAACUGAACCAGACUGUCAAAUCAGCAGUUGAAGUUGCUGAAGCAGAUCCCCUCUUUGACGAGCUUUUGCGAGAGAUACUAGACACAACUAAUAAUGCAGGCCAUAACAGUAAAGUUUCUGAACCAACCAGUUCUGGAAUCAGCACCAAAAAGAAAGACGCAACUGACACUAACGCAAAUGCAAAAGAAGUAGAAGAACGGAUUGCAGAUGAACAACCAAUCUCGGAACCCAACAAUCCUCCCACUCAAAUACCAGAUAACUCACAAAUGAAUAUACCACAAAUGAAUGAUAACCCACAAAUGCCGAUCGUUACAUUCAACAAUCCCGUAGACGGUUACCUUAUAACAAAUCAGACAAGUGCGGCUUCGGUAGCAUCCUGUAUGACCAAUCCCAUGUAUAUAAAUACUCUCUCGGGUGCCUACAUUUUACCUACAAUUACACCAACGAUCAGGAUACUGAGUAAUACCACCAUACCACCCGUAAUAACACCACCCGUAAUAACACCACCAGUUUUGACGGAACCGGACAUCAUGUCAAUGCCAAUUAUAAUAGACAACAAAUCACCUAAAAAAGAACAAGGUAGAAAAAAAGUUAAAGUUUUAUUACCACAACGGGAUCCAACAGGCAUUCAAGAUUAUUUCAAAAAUUAUAAUCCUGCUGACCCUGGAAUAUGCCAAACAGAUCCCCCCACAAACAUGCCUACGAUUAGUAACCCUACGGAGAGACCUGGUUUAAAACGAGUCAUGUAUCCCAUAACUUCUAGAAAGUCCAGCAAAAAGGCAGAUACAAUUCCAAAAGAAAAUGUGGAGCACACUCAUAAAUCUAAUGUAGACCCUGGUAGCAAUAAUGUUGAGAACAGUGCCCAGGAUGUAGGCGAAGUAACCAAUUCCCCCGAAAAAAUAAAUACUCCGGUACCUAGGGAACCUCUAAAAAAGUCAACACCAAAAAGUGCAUCUCAUGUACGUAAUUUAGAUUUUUCUUCGCCCCCUGUAACAAACAAACAAAGGCCAAGUUCUCCCUCGAAAUCUGUGCCAAGCCAAAAGACUCAGGCCACCAAAGAUCUUUUCAAAACAACAGAAACGUCUGAGAAGGGUCAGGCGGCUAAAGAUCUUUGUCCCACAACAGAAACAGCCCAGAAGAAACAGACCCUCAAAGAUAAUCUUAAACCAACAAAAUCAAAAACUGACACUCAAACUUGGGAUUCUGCCUUGAGGGCUACAGUACCCGAAAAACUAGAUAAAACUCCGGUAAGACGUGGACGUAGAAAGGGGAAAAAGGUAGUAAAAAAGGCAAAACUUAAUUCGACAACAGAAGAAGAAGCCUUACAGUUAGAACAAGCUAUUAAAACACCGGUAAAAAAAACCGGUGAAACUGAAAUACUCGAAGAAAAUAAUGAAAAUGAAUUAGAGACAAUAGAAAAUCAAAAUAUUUUGAAUACUCAAGUUAAAACAAUUUUAUCGCCUUCCAAACUUAAUAAUACGACUAAAAAUAUAUUGGAACCUAAUAAAACGGAUGUUACAAAAUAUGUUACACCAGAAAAUAACAAACCGACUACUUCUUGGCCGAUUAAAGCUAACAGAAAUAUAAUGCCUAUGUUAGAGACACCUGUAAAAGUAUCUUUGCCAACAACUCCAGGUAUAUCAACUCCUUUAGAUAUCAAUUUCAGUGUUAUGAGUAGUACUAGUACUCCUUUUACUAAAAUGCUGGAAGCUAAUCUUGACAUGAAGGGACUUGAUAUUGGAUCAAUACCAACGCCUUUACCUAUAACACCUGGCAUGCCUCCUUUCACUCCGUCAAUGGAUUUAUGUUCGCCUUAUUCAAACAGACCUACCGAUUAUUCCACAGGCAGUUCGUAUUACCAACCUUCUGAUAAUGAACAAAAUAAAAAUCUAGAAGCUCAUUUAAGGGAGAUGGAAAAAGCAUCUACGCAAGAAACUGCUAAACCUCUCGACCAUUUACAAAUGUUUAAUAAAAACGUAAUAGGUAAGAAAAAUCUUAGUUUAAUGAAAAAGAAUUUCGACUCAGACUCAUCUACAAAUAGUACUCGUACCGAAGAUGAUGCCGAAAAAACUUCUGUGUCUGAUUCUGACUGUGAUGAUACCGUUAUAUUCAAAAAGGCUGUUAGUACGGUAAGUCCUACAAAGAGAUAUUCCUUAAGAAGUAGAGCUUCAGUGGACAAAUCAAUAUCUCCGAAGAAAACACCUGUCAGGAAAAAAACUGCUAAAACGCCAGUGAAGAAGGAGAAGAAGACUGUUUCCAAAGGAAAGAAAAUUGCUAACACUGGUCAAGAUUUAGAAACAGCAACAAAGGUUGAGGAGGUCAAAACUGUAUUACAUGAGUUAAAACCAGGUACUGCCAUGAAAGGAAUGACAACAUCGCAGACGUCAGUUUUGGAAGAUUUGGCGAGGAAACGUCAGCGAGUAGCAGAUUCUUUAAAACCGAAGGUUGAACCUUUAAAAACCAAAAAACCACCAACGAGUAAAUUUAAAAUAAAACCAAUAGAUUAUACGUCCAAGACGCAACGCAAAAAUGAAUCUCCUAGAAAAAGAAAAAAAAUGAAGGAGCUCCGGACAGUUUUGAGUGAUUUAAUCACCAGCGAUGACUCGGACUUUAAUUUACAGCUAUCCUCAAGCGAUGAUGAAAAGGAGAUUCCGAAGGAAAACAAAAAUUUAAAUAUCGAUAAGGCUGAUAACACAGCAUCAGAUGUCGAAGCGCAAAAUUUGAUCAAAGGGUUGAAAGAACGAGGGAUUCAUCUAAUGAAAAACAAGAGCCCCAUAAAGAAAAAUGUUGAUGGGGAAGACAAAGAGUUUGUGAAUACCAGUGCAGCUCAUUUAGACACUGUGGAUAGAGAUUCAUUUGAUGUGAAAAAAUCAGAAAGUUUUAGUGUAAUACACAUGGUCCAUGACGAAGACUAUAAACCAAAGAGUAAUCAAGUUAUGUCACAGAAUGAGCACAAAGUCGAGUAUAUAGGACGGCUCUAUUUGGAAUCUAUAGGAGCUGAGGUUAAUGUCCAUCUAAAACAAACUGAGCUGUGUACAUUAUUUGAGAUGGACCCUAAAACAGUAUCGACAAAUACUACUAAACGUGACAUAGACAGCGGACUUAAAUCAGAAUCGAAUAACCCUGCAAACAAAGAACAAAUGAUUGACGUAAAAGUAUUGCCAAAAAAUACAGUCAAUAAAAAUACAAACAUUAACGAAAAUUCACAAAUUCUGACAAUAGAUCCUAUGACAGUUUGUGAAACCGUACUAACAGAGAAAUCCUCAAAACCAAAGAAAAAGGUGGUUAAAGAACUGACAAAUAAAAAGGAAUUGAAUAAAAGGAAUUCAACAGAAACGAAAGAAACUGAUGUGGAUAGUAAAACUAAAGUUGUAGAUAGUAAAAAAAUCACAGAGAAAGUCACAAAACAAGGAUCUGGAUCCAACCGAGAAGUGAUAUCCAUUGAAAGGAAUGAUGACACACCAAAGAAAAUUGUUCAGAAGAAAAGUGAUGAAAUAGAUAGCAGUAAAACGAAAGCUACGAAUCUGGAAAAGCCACAUACACAUCCAGCUGACGCAAAAUCUAGUACACAAAAAAAUGUUGUAGAUGAAAUCAACGAAAUCAACGAAUAUCUCAAAAUGAGUAAAAACAAACCAGCUAAAGAAAAAUCUAUACAUGCAUCUAAUUCCGAUAAGGAUUCACUCAAAAUACAAGAAGAUACAAAAAAACGAAAAAGAUAUUUUGACGAUCCCGAUGAAAUAGUGAAAGAAGUCAUUUCAAAGAGACGCUGUAGUGUAGAAACCAAAGAAAUUGUUAAAGUUGUGAAGAGCUCAAACCUUAAAGACGAAAAAAUAACUAAAUCCACAGAAGAAAAGCAAUCAGUUGACGUAGUCAAUGAAAAGAAAAUGAGAGUCGAAAAGAGAUCCAAGGAUGCCCCGGAACUAGAUAGUAAACACGUAAAACAAAAUUCCAAAGAAAAGGGAACUGACAACGUUGCUAAUGCCACAGAAGGUAGAAAAACAACAGAGAAAAAUCAACCAGAUAAGCAAUCACUUAAAACAAACCCAGAAACAGAAACCCAGUCUGAGGAAACUAGUGAAGUCGUUGAAAAGAAAACCAAAAGGAAAGCAGAAGAUAAAUUAGUGAAUAAGGCAAAACACGCAAAGAGAUUAGUACAACAAAAAUUAAAUAUACCAAGAGUGGCAAAAAGCAAAAGUGAUGAGGACUUGAAAGUUAAAAUAAACCUUGACAAUAUUGAUAUUAAAAUUAAGUCUAAAGUGGAAGAUAAAGCUGGAACUUCUGGAAAUAUCUCAAACAGAAAAGACUCGACGUGUGAUACAAGUGUUAAUGACGAUCUUAUGAAUUUUGCUGCUACAGGAAAGGAUGAUGAUGCAACCACAAGUUCUGAAAGGAAUACAAAGACGAGGAAGUUAUUUCAUGAAGACUUGACACAAAAUCCACAUGAGACGUUAAUUAAAAGAGUUGACAUAGACACUUUUUUAAAUAGUAUUCACAACCCAACACAUAAGAAAACACAUAACACAUAAGAAAAAACGGAUGGAGGUCAUAUUUAUAUUGUACAGUAUUUAAACAAGUGAUUUUUAUUUUUAUAAAUCUUACAAUGUACAAAUUGUUUUAUGUUAUAUAUACUCGUUUUUACGUGUAAAUUUAAGUUUGUUUUUGUAAUAAACAUACCAUGUAGGUAUUUAUACUUUA
Diabrotica virgifera virgifera (western corn rootworm) is the source of this 5494-nucleotide messenger RNA. RefSeq lists its product as uncharacterized. The record is from RefSeq and is a predicted model, not a curated record. The transcript has 10 exons. Bases 148 to 5325 code for a protein of 1725 amino acids. NCBI's taxonomy places the organism in Eukaryota, Metazoa, Arthropoda, Insecta, Coleoptera, Chrysomelidae.